Molecule: messenger RNA, 7140 nt
Organism: Effrenium voratum
Lineage: Eukaryota; Dinophyceae; Suessiales; Symbiodiniaceae
Source: the annotation of a GenBank genome assembly
GGGGCUUCGGAAGCUGCGAGAGGCUCAUGUUUGCCGGCAAUGUGCGCGUGCCGGCUGCAAGUCCGGCCGCGGUGCCGGCGCCUGGCGCCUCGCCGGCCGUGGCUGGCGCGCUGGCGCCGGUGUCGCCCGCUUGCUUGGGCCACCGCUCGUGGCUGUGGCCGGUGGCCGCUGGUUCCAGGCUGCGGCGGCACGUGGCAUGUCGGGCGCGAAGGAAGCGCGAGCGUGAGGAGAUAGUUGCAGGAGAGGCUGACCCAGACGCAGUGCCCCAUGAAAUUGACAUGGAGGACCCCUCCCCUUUGGAGCGUCCUGCCCUGUACGUGGUUGCCACGCCUAUUGGCAACUUGGGGGACAUCACCUUGAGAGCCUUGCAGGUGAUGAGAGAGGUGGAUGCCAUAUUUGCGGAAGACACGAGGAGCACGGCGCGUUUACUUCAGCGCCUUGGUGUUUCCGCACCCCCACUGUUCAGCUGCCAUUCCUUCAACGAGGAGCAGGCUGGCCAGCAUAUCCUCCGGCGGCUGCGGGAAGGACAGUCGCUGGCAUUGGUCUCGGACGCCGGAACCCCGGUGCUUUCGGACCCGGGCUUUGCCGUGCUGCGCAUCUUGCAGGAUGAAGGCUUCCCGGUGCGGCCCGUGCCCGGCGCCUCCGCCCUCACCGCGGCGCUCUCGGUGGCUGCGCUGCCCACCUCCCGAGGUUUUCUGUUCGGCGGAUUUCUGGCGCCCAAGCCUACGGCCCGGCGCAGUCAGCUCCAGAAGCUGCUUCGACAGGCCUCAGCGGCUACGCUCAUCCUGUACGAAGCGCCCCACCGUUUGCUGACCACGCUGGAGAUGCUGCGGGAGUUCGCGCCCGCGCGGGCGGUGGUGUUGUGCCGUGAGCUCACGAAGCGCUACGAGACGCGGCUGCGAGGCGCUGUGGAGGAUGUCCUGCAGGAGGUGCAGGAACAUCCCGAGAAUCAGAAAGGCGAGAUGGUUUUGCUGGUUGAUGGAUGCGAAGCGGGAGCAGACGAUGGCGAGGGCAUGGUGUCUGCCCUUGAGGUCGCUCAGUUGCUGUGUACGGAGCUCGCCGAAAGCCGCGCGGCGGCGUUGGCGGCGAAGAUCUGCGGCGUGCCAAAGAAGCCGCUGCUGGAAAGCCUGCGGAUGGCAUUGAGGACUUUGCUACUGGUACCAGUACUUUGCGCCAGCGGCGCGAGCUGCGAUGCAGGAAACUGCGCCGCCAGCUCCGCAGCCCUUCUGCAGCGGCAGUCGCGCCAGGGGUUGUCCCAGAUCCUUUCAGACGGAGACGCGGAACUUGACCGCCACUCGAAAGAGUACCAGGCCCCGGCAGGAGAGAGCUUGUAUGGGCCAGACUUCACCGGUCUUACCCAGAUGGAAGGGCGCUUUGACUUUACAUAUGACCCUGCGGUGUAUGACCCUGCCACGUACAAUGGGUCACAGGCGGACGUAUUGGCUUUGCAAAAGCACAUGGCCGAAGUGAUGAAGAUGUCGCUGGCUGCCCUGGUUGGCAGUGGCGUGCAACCCAACGACAUCAAUGUUCAGUAUUUGUCUGAGACUCCAACCUCGCCACAGGGAACAUGCGUUUUCCACUUCUUGUGCCCACUGACCACAUCUCCGCUGAUCCUUGCUCACUCUAUGAAUCAGAUCACGGGAGCAACGCUGAAAUCUGAAUUGGAGGCAUUGGCAACUUCGAGCAACAUCGAUCCUGCACCUUUUCAAUUUCAGCCUGCUGAUGUCGUUGCAUCUUAUGCGGUGAUGUCGACAAGCACACCUGCAGCAACAACUUACUCUGCGGCGACAUCAAGCCAAAGUGGAAGUGAUGGCACUGGUGAUAGCCUCUACGGAGGUGGAAGUGAUGGCAGUGGUGAGAGCCUCUAUGGAAGCUUUGAGAGCACUGUCGAGGGCAGUUUUGUCUUGAGCUACGACGCGACUGCCCUCAACGACACGGCAGCUGCAAUGCUCCAAGCCCUUGGUGAGGCCCCGCUGAAGACUGCGCUGACUGGGCUCGUCGGGCAUGGAAUCAAACCAGAUGCUAUCAAGCUCCAGGUUGUGCCGAUCAUGCCGUCCGCCACGCCAGUUUUGUUGCAGCGCAACGCGGGGGAGAUCAAAAUUAUAUUUACAUUUGCUUGUGCAUCUGAUCUUGCCGCUCAGAUCGGCAGUACAUUGACGCAGAUCACAGAUGCCGGCCUAUCUUCUGCCAUCACAGACGUUUUUGUGAAGAUGGGGAUCGACCCUGCCCCACGCAUCAGCGUCAGCUACCUUGCAGCGACCUGGUUUGCUGGAACCACAGCGACAACAACGUUUGUAUCCGUGGCCAGCAGCACCACCAGGAUCAGCAGUGGAAGUGAUGGCACUGGUGAUAGCCUCUACGGAGGUGGAAGUGAUGGCAGUGGUGAGAGCCUCUACGGAAGCUUUGAGAGCACUGUCGAGGGCAGUUUUGUCUUGAGCUACGACGCGACUGCCCUCAACCACACGGCAGCUGCAACGCUCCAAGCCCUUGGUGAGGCCCCGCUGAAGACUGCGCUGACUGGGCUCGUCGGGCAUGGAAUCAAGCCAGAUGCUAUCAAGCUCCAGGUUGUGCCGAUCAUGCCGUCCGCCACGCCAGUUUUGUUGCAGCGCAACGCGGGGGAGAUCAAAAUUAUAUUUACAUUUGCUUGUGCAUCGGAUCUUGCCGCUCAGAUCAGCAGUGCAUUGGCGCAGAGCACGGAUGCCGGCCUAUCUUCUGCCAUCUCACACGUUUUUGUGAAGAUGGGGAUCGACCCUGCCCCACGCAUCAGCGUCAGCUACCUUGCAGUGACAUGGUUUGUCGGAACCACAGCGACAGCGACGACAACAUUUGCCACUGCGACAACAACGACGUCGCGGACUUACACCCUCGAAGACAUCCAUCCUUGUGAUAGCUUUCACGAGUUCAUGCCUGAUUCUUUGAUGUCAGAUCACGGCUGGUGCGAUAUGACUACGCAGAGUAACAUCUCAGAGUUUGCCUGCACCAGCGCAGGCUGCUCUGCGAUGGGCUAUCCCGAUUCUCCCUACUGCUACUGCGAGACAAAGCAGGCGUGUACCGCCGCAAAUCUGACGUACAAGUACCACACCUGCAAAGACGAGAUGUCGGCGUACACGCAUGGUGAGUAUCCAGCAUUGAUCAUCCAUGCUCGGGAAAAGCAGAGCUGCGAUGGAGUGGAAACCACUUGGAGCCAGAACCUGGGCGAUGCGCUGGAGUGGCCCGCAAGGAAGUGCUGCAAGUCAUGGCCGAAAACGCUUUGCAAACCGAAUGCAACACUGGCAACGCCGUGCAAGGAUCGCUCAGAUUUUCUGGCAACCGCGAAGAUUUCUGAAGGCCGAACUUGCAUGGAUAUGCUCAAGGAACUCUGGGAUGAUUACAAGAUCUUGGAAAACGCCUCGUCCACAGGCUGCGGCGCGGCUAUGACCUGGGGCACGGCGCUGGCGGACUGGGUGCCGCAAGAGGCCCGGCAGUGCUGCGGCUCCUACCCGGCCACGGUCUGUGACCCGCAUCUGAAGCCCGUGAGCAUUUGCAAGGCCGAGGCGGACUUCCAGCCGGAGAGCGUGAUGCACGAGUGGUGCCAGUCCAAUAGCAGCCAGCACGCGGAGACCAGGGAGGCGUGUCGGCGGCUGGGUGGGAACUGGACCAAGUACACCUGCGCGGAGCACGUGAAGUACUUCGACGCCCAGAUGCACAAGGCCCUGAACCAGGCCCACGAUACCGACACCUGCGCGGGGGUGGAUGUCUAUGGCCAGCCCCUGCUGGACCACAUCAGGUGGCCCGCGCAGAAGUGCUGCUCCUCCUACCCGGCCUCCGUGUGCGACAAGCAUGCGGUGAAGAUGGAUCCCUGCAAGAGCAAGGAGGACUUCUUGGCCCACCAUACCAUGCACCAGUGGUGCCAUUUCGACCACCCUCCACGACCAGAGGAUUGCAGCCACCACUGCGGUUCCGACUGCCACUGUGCGAGCCGUGGUCCCUGCGAGGCGCUGAAUGGCACUUGGAAGGAGGAGACUUGCGGCUACGUCUUCGACCAUUUGGAUAUGGAAACGCACAAGAUGCUCCAGACGGCCAGCGAGUCAGAGACUUGCGAGGGCACGGAUCUCCACGGCCAGUCUUUGGCUCAGUGGGUGCUGCCCUACGCGCAGCAGUGCUGCGCGUCCUAUCCGGCAUCCGUUUGCGACAAGGGCUUGGUGCGCAUGACGCCCUGCAAAGACGAGGGGGAUUUCAAGCCCAGCACCGUGAUGCACGCGCACUGCGACUUCAAAAGCACCUUCCCGGAGGCGAGCGUUUGCAACGCCCAGCCAGGCUGCAGCGGUUGGGAGAACCACUGCUACUGUCAGACGGAGGAGGGUUGCAGAGCGCUUGGUGCGACCUGGACGGCGCACACUUGCCAGGAUGAGCAGAUGCAGUGGGAUGUCUCCAUGCACCAGGUGCUGCAGGAGGCCGCUGCCGCGGGCAGCUGCGACGGCCUGGACAUGUGGGGCCAGGCGCUGUCCUCAGCCAUCUCCUACGCGGCGCAGACCUGCUGCGCCUCGACCCCGGCCACGGUCUGCGAUCCCACGGCCAAGAGCAUGACGCCCUGCUCCAGCGCGGACACGUUCACCAAGGACAAGGUGAUGUAUGCCUGGUGCGACCUCUACAGCAGCACCACCACGCCGGAGGCCUCGGUGUGCAACGCCCAGGAGGGCUGCUACGGGGACGUGGGCUGGUGCCACUGCGAGCAGCAGAGCGGCUGCGAGGCGCUGAACGGCACCUGGACGGCCUGGACCUGCGCGCAGGAGGUGGACCUCUGGAGGCCUGAGCAGCACAAGCUGUUGCACACGGCGGAGAUGAAUGGCACGUGCAAGGAUCACGAGUUGCAGGGCUACAGAGCGGAGGACAUGGUCUCGUAUCCGGCCAUGCAGUGCUGCAGCGACUUUCCCAAGACGCUUUGCCAUCCCGCAGUCCAAAAUAUGACGCCCUGCCUGAGGAAGCAGGACUUCUUGGCCAACAAGACCCGCUACAGCUGGUGUAACCUCUACCCCAGUCCCAAUGCCACCGACUGCGCUGCACACGGCUGCGUGGCGCACGGGGAUUCGUGGUGUGAGUGCACCACCGAGAGCUCGUGCACAGCCGCAGGUGGCAGCUUCUUCAAAGAGACCUGCGCCUCUGAAAUUUCGUGGUGGGCCCCCGGUACUCACAAGGGCGUGGAGGAGGCCAUCCAGAAGGGCAGCUGUUCUGGCGUCAACGGGCAGUAUGGCAGCAUUGACGCGUCGGUGGAUUGGGUAGGCGGGGAAUGCUGCAGCACUGGCAAGUCGGUGUGCCAGGAAGGGCAGCUUGCGCGUUGUGGUCAGACGGGCCGUGUUGCGGUCAGCCGUCAGGAGCUUGCAGCGAGCCCGAAACGCUGCAUGUCGGUCUACAAUGUGGACAAGCUGGUGGAAGAUGCUGCGCGGCGCUUUGCGCGAUGUGUGCCUUCUGCGGAAGAAGAUCUUCCGCUGAGGGAGGUCUGGGAUACUUUGGACCGCUACAUCGUCUCCUGUCUGGAGAAAAGGCACGGGAUCGUCGUGCCCCACUUCUGCCGCUUCGGAUGGCAGGUGGCGCAUCGAUAUCGCAGCAACAUCGUAGGACCGUAUUUUGACUUCCUGGACUCCUUCUGCCGGGCGUAUCGCGUUUCGGUGAGCAGGUCGCAGGCGCCGCCUCUGGAGGUGGACCUGGCGCACACCGAGGACUUCAACUUCUCCAAGGCGGCUCUUUGCUUCUCUCGCAGAUUGACCAAGGACCACCUCUCCGCUGGACUGCGCGUGCUGGUUCAUCAGAUUGGGGAGGUCAUGUCGCAGGGCAGGCCAAUGUCCUUGGAAUUCAGCAUGGGCAAGCUGAUUGCAAGGGAGCGUGAGGGACGCUUUCUGUUCUCGCCAGAGGUUGUGCAGACCAUUAUGGGAGAGCCUUCGGCAAGGGAGCCUGCGCCCGAAGCGUGGGUGCCGGCCGAGGAUGCUGAAGCAGGCGAGGUGCCGGGAGUGUCUUUGCCACGGGCGCCGAAGAGAGGCAGCUACUGGCGGCGCCCCAGGCCGAAAGAAAAGGCGUCCAAGAAGAAGGAAACGCCACGUGUGGUUCCCCCAAGGGGAUGCUCAUCGCGGUGUGAAUCGCAGGACAAGAGGCGCACGCCGACGCCUUUCCGCCCCGCGUCUUGCGCGGGGAGGCCGACAGAGCCAGCGACAGCGAGGCCGCAUCUGCAACAAGACGUGCCGGCGUCGCCCCCGCCGACCAUGGCGAUGAAAGGCAAGCAGGGCUUUCAGGCGGAGCCAGAGUCGUCACCCAGGUGCGACAAUGUCAAGGAGUGCCUGGACCAGCGCUUGGCGAUGCACAUCAAGGAGCUGGAGCAGCGAGCUGUGAAGGCGAUCAACCGGCGGGCCGAUGAGGCGAAGAUGAGGCAGAAGCAAGAGGAAAUCGAGCAGCGGCGUCAGCGUGUGGCCCGGCUGCGAGAAAAUGCGGACUUCCUCCUCAAACAAAUGGAGGACAAAGAGAUCCGACGAAAAGCUCAAGCAGAGUCGGAGAGAGAAAGUGUCGUCUCCACUACCAUUGGAUCCACACCCAGGAAGGCUGGCGUUUCCGAACAUCGCCGGGAUUUGCUCACCUCGCAUGACAAGGAGGACAGCGCCUCGCAGAUCACGGAGCAGUUGCAGCAGGACCAGCUGCUGCUGGGCCGGCCACGGCCUGUGGCGCUGCUGGGGCCCCAGAAGGCCCGGGAGGAGCUGCGCAGCGACCUCCAGGCGCAGAUGGAGGUCCGGCGGCGGCAGCGGCAGGAGCAGCAGCGACAGCGGAUGGAUGCGGAGGUCAACAUGUUGGAGCGCGAGUCGCACACCAUGACGCUUCAGAGCCAGUCGCUCAAGGCUGCGAAGCGGCGGCAGCAAGAGCUCUUGAAGGAAGCUUGGCGUCAGGGCUGCAAGCUGCGAGAUGUGAACAAACGGGUGGAGGCAUUAGAGGAGGACAAGCCUCUUCCCUAUCAGUCCGUCUUCGAGUGAGUCUCUGGGUUGAUGCAACUUGUGCAAAAGUGGACUCAACUACCGCAGAGACAGCAGGGACAACAAGACAGCGCCGAGCAUUGCUGUGUACUUGGCACAUUCUUCUUUGCCGAACUUGCACAUAGCGUGCGCGGGGAUGGAGCACGUGCGA